AUGACAGAAGAGCUUUCCGGAAACGAUAUUUCCGUGGGACGAGCGUGUGAUCGAUGUCGGAAGCGAAAGCUAGCUAUAGAUAUUCACCUCAGCCGUGUUAGAUCCGCUGUGACAGGACGUCUCCUUGUUCAAAUUGCCGAUCCACAAGAUCAGACUGCAAAGCAUCUAAUCGUCCUACGAGGGAAAAGCGGUCCCGGCGAGGGAAAGAUUGAUCAGAUCGGUAAACGGCUCAGUCGAUUGAACCAUCUUGUCGAAUCGCUGCUAGAGAAUCCAGCGAGAGCGACGAACAAUACAUCUUCCAAACACCCGGAAACAUGCGUCGUUUCUCGCCCUAAGCCAUUACAGACCACAUCUGCCAGUCCACGAAUUGCAGACUGGCCCGUCCGGAAGAUGCCAGAUGAACACACGGAUGAUACUAUGCUAGGACAGUCUUCAUUCAGGGCACAAUCUACAUUUGCUAUUGAUCUCGCACGUACCGUUGUAGGCACGAAUCAACCCACCGGGAGUAAUCAGGAAGUCCAAACACUACUAGACAUGCUGCGCCAUAUUGGAACUGCAUUCAAUGAGCGCCAUUAUUCGUCAAGGCGUUUAUUUCCUCUCAUGACAGCAGCUGCCCCUUUGAAGGAGUAUCAAAUGCCUCCUAUAGAAGCCGCUGUCGCACUUUUGCGAAAGUCAGAGGUUUUGGCAUCCGAUCCAGAUAUCCGAAACACUAACGUCGAAGAAUCUGGUGCACAGAUGAGUUUAGGCUCAAUGUGUCAAAAGAAUAUUGAAAUUGCGCUUUCAAAGUUGACGCUUUAUAUCCAGCCUAGUUACGGCAUGACUCUUGCGCUUGGUCUAGGUGUCACCUAUGCCAUCCACGUCUCCAAUCCAAUACUGGCUGGGAAGCAAUUCCUCUUCUGGAUGAUUUACUUCUUCGAGAAAACAUUGUCUGUCCGACUGGGCCGCUCUUCGAUCAUAUUAGAUCGUGAUAUCGACAUGCCCUCAUCGAAAAAUCUCCAAACGACCAAUACUUACGUUAUGGCAUACUUCUAUCAACUAGUGAAACUUGCCGGCUUGGCUGGGAGAACUUAUGAACAGCUGUACUCAGCAAAUGCGCUCGGUGCAUCUGAAAAUGUCCGGAUACAUCGAGCCCUUGAACUGUCGCAGGAGCUUCACGAAAAUCAUGCAGAGGCACGCGAUGAAAAUCAUUUAUGGGGUCAAUCAACGAGCAACAUUGACGAGAAGGGCCAGAUUGAAUUCAUAGCUGCGUCGGACGAAGUUCUGCGCCUUUCAAUGCUAACUCUCAUCUACCGAGCCAUGCCACCAGGCUCUAGUUCUAGAACAACAUUCGGCCCAGAGUGUAUCACCUCUGCUAGAUGUGCUCUAGAAUCUCACCAAACCAUUGUCCGGGCAUUUGGGAUGCAGGAAUCACCGCUACUCUUAUCGGCAUAUGUAAAUUGGACAAUUCUCUUCACACCAUUCACACCUUUCAUCAUCCUAUUCUGCCAUUGCAUCGAAACACGAGACAAAGAAGAUCUCUACCAGAUGCAUACCUUCCUCAAAUCAAUCGAAUGCGCCUGUCAGCAUUCCAGAACGAUAGCAAAACAUCAUCACCUGUUCUCGGUAUUUUAUUACGUCGCAGUACGUUACACCGAGCUUAGUUCUCCGUCUUCUGCAAUGGAGGAAGAACAGAUACAACUUCGGAGUGAAGUAGAUGCGCAGUUGAGUGCUCUGGGGCUGCAGCCACACACGGCAUACAUUUCUAGUCCCAAUCUGCAUCAAAAUGGGUUGAAAGAUUCCCUGACUAUGGCUAUUGAGCGUAACGAAAGUGACUGGGUGCAGGACCCUUGGCUUGAGAGGUGGUUUUCUUUUAAUCAGCAGAUGAUGGGGUUAUUGGAUGGGAAUGAUUUGCCAUUUUAG
Penicillium expansum is the source of this 1899-nucleotide messenger RNA. RefSeq names its product fungal specific transcription factor domain-containing protein. The transcript is spliced from 9 exons. NCBI's taxonomy places the organism in Eukaryota, Fungi, Ascomycota, Eurotiomycetes, Eurotiales, Aspergillaceae. Bases 1 to 1899 code for a protein of 632 amino acids. The record is from RefSeq and is a predicted model, not a curated record.